This is a messenger RNA of Eremothecium sinecaudum, 747 nucleotides long. RefSeq names its product triose-phosphate isomerase TPI1 (gene TPI1). Gene Ontology annotation, cellular component: cytosol. The record is from RefSeq and is a predicted model, not a curated record. Gene Ontology annotation, molecular function: triose-phosphate isomerase activity. NCBI's taxonomy places the organism in Eukaryota, Fungi, Ascomycota, Saccharomycetes, Saccharomycetales, Saccharomycetaceae. Bases 1 to 747 code for a protein of 248 amino acids. The transcript has a single exon. Gene Ontology annotation, biological process: glyceraldehyde-3-phosphate biosynthetic process; glycolytic process; glycerol catabolic process.
AUGGCCAGGACAUUCUUUGUUGGUGGUAACUUUAAGUUGAACGGUUCAAAGCAAUCUAUUAAGGAGAUUGUUGAAAGAUUGAACACCGCAUCUAUUGCUGAAAAUGUCGAAGUGGUGAUCUGCCCUCCAGCUCCAUACUUAGAAUACGCUUCUAACUUGGUUACCAAGAAGCAAGUCACUGUUGGUGCUCAAAACGCAUACCUAAAGGCAUCUGGUGCUUUCACAGGUGAAAACUCUGUUGAGCAGAUCAAGGACGUUGGUGCCAAGUGGGUCAUCUUGGGUCAUUCUGAGAGAAGAACUUAUUUCAAUGAAAGCGAUGAACUAAUUGCUGAUAAGACUAAGUUUGCUUUGGAUAACGGUGUUGGUGUUAUCUUGUGUAUUGGUGAAACUUUGGAAGAGAAAAAGGCUGGCAUUACCUUAGACGUUGUUAAGAGACAAUUGGACGCAGCAAUUGCUAAAGUUUCCGACUGGACUAACGUUGUUAUUGCAUACGAACCUGUGUGGGCUAUUGGUACUGGUUUAGCAGCUACUGCAGAUGAUGCUCAAGAAAUCCACCACCAAAUCAGAGAAUACCUCGCUGAAAAAUUAUCCCGCGAAGUUGCUGAUAAAACUAGAAUUUUGUACGGAGGUUCUGCUAAUGGUUCAAAUGCUUCCUCCUUCAAGGAAAAACGUGACGUUGACGGUUUCUUGGUCGGUGGUGCAUCCUUAAAGCCUGAGUUUGUGGACAUCAUCAACUCUAGACAAUAA